Durio zibethinus is the source of this 5280-nucleotide messenger RNA. Its product is annotated as nuclear matrix constituent protein 1-like. Gene Ontology annotation, cellular component: nucleus. NCBI's taxonomy places the organism in Eukaryota, Viridiplantae, Streptophyta, Magnoliopsida, Malvales, Malvaceae. The record is from RefSeq and is a predicted model, not a curated record. Gene Ontology annotation, biological process: nucleus organization.
UGAUGAUCCCUCACGAAAUGACCACAAGAUAUACAACACAAACGUUUUCCAUUUUCUUAUUUCUUUUCCGUCUAAAUAAAAUUUGUGUUUUCAGUUGUCGCUGUCGAUCUCCUUGAAUUCGCAAAACUGCGCGAUUGGGAGGGGUCUCUAGGGUCUCCAAGAAAGUUGAGUUUUUUCUUUUUUGUUUGUUUGUUUGUUUUUACUAUCUCGGGUUUGUUUUGUCCUUUUUGUGAUAUGUUCACGCCGCAAAGGAAGGCGUGGCCGGGACUAACGCUAACGCCGCCAACUGACCCGCAAAGAGCGGGUGUUUCAAACACUAGGAGUGGAAACCUUAGGGGGAAGGGAAAAGCCGUUGUAUUUGCUGAUGAUCCUAGGAAACUGCCACUGCCACCUGUUGGUUCGCUUAGCAGCAAGGGGGCCUUGGAAGUUAAGGUGGAAGAGGAGGACAUGGAGGACUGGAGGCGUUUCAAGGAAGCUGGGUUAUUGGACGAAGCGGCCAUGGAAAGGAGGGACAAUGAAGCCCUUGUUGAAAGGCUCUACAAGCUUGAAGGAGAGCUUUUUAACUACCAGUAUAACAUGGGGCUUCUCCUCAUGGAGAAAAAAGAAUGGACAUCAAAGUGUGAAGAAUUAAAGCAAGAACUUGCUGAAGUUGAGGAGAUCCUCAGACGUGAGCAGGCAGCACACUUGAUUUCAUUAUCUGAAGUUGAAAAGCAAGAGGACAACUUGGCAAAAGCCGUAGGUGCUGAAAAGCAGUGUGUGGUGGAUCUUGAAAAGGCAUUGCGUGAUAUUCAAGAAGAACAUGCCCAGGUCAAGCUUAGUUCUGACACAAAGUUCAUUGAUGCGAAUGCAUUGGUCGCUGGAAUUGAAGGAAAAUCCUUAGAGGUGGAAGAAAAGCUGCAUGCUGCUGAUGGUAAGCUUGCAGAGAUAAAUAGAAAAAAUUCAGAAUUGGAAAGGGAACUGCAAGAAAUGGAGGCCCGUGAAAGUGUGCUUCAAAGAGAGCACCUCUCCUUAGUUGCAGAACGAGAAGCACAUCAGGUAACUUUUUAUAAACAAAGGGAAGACCUCAACGAGCGGGAGAAAAGACUAAAUAAAGGAGAAGAAAGGCUGACUGAGCUUAGGAGGAUACUCAAUCAGAGGGAGGAAAAUGCAAAUGAGAAUGAUAGGCUUCUUAAGCAGAGAGAGAGGAACCUUGGAGAGCUGCAAAAUAAAAUUGAUUUAUCAACAUUGAAGUUAAAGGAGAUGGAAGAUGAUGUAAGCAAGCGUUUUGAAGACUUGAUUUCAAAAGAGAAGGAAGCCGAGUCCAUGAGAAAUGCUCUAGAGGCAAAAGAGAAGGACCUAGUUGCAUUUGAAGAAAUGCUUACUGCUAGAGAAAGGGUGGAGAUCCAGAAACUUGUUGAUAAACAAAUGGUUAUGCUGGAUGCGAAAAUGCAGGAGUUUGAAUUGGAACUGGAAGAAAGGAGGAAGUCUGUUGACAAGGAACUAGAAAGAAAGGUACAUGAAGUGAAACAGCAGGAAGCCGAAAUUAACCACAAGGAAGAAAGGUUGAUAAAGCGAGAACAAGCACUGGAUACAAAGUUAGAGAGAGUGAAGGAGAAAGAAAAGGACCUUGAGGUGAGAUUGAAAACCAUCAAGGACAGAGAGAAGUUUGUGAAAAUUGAGGAGAAAAAGUUGGAGUUGGAAAAGCAACAACUGUUUUCUGCUAAAGAGAGCUCAGAGGUUCUCAAAGAUGAGAUCGAUAAGAUAAGGGCUGAAACUAAUCAGCAAGAGUUAUGGAUUUGUGAGGAGUCUGAAAAGCUUAAAAUAACCGAAGAGGAGAGGUCUGAACAUAUCUGUUUGCAGUCAGAAUUGAAAGAACAGAUAGACAACUGCAGACGUCAGGAGGAGUUGCUUUUGAAGGAACAUGAGGAUCUGAAACAGCAAAGAGAAAAUUUUGAGAAAGAGUGUGAAGUUUUGGAUGAAAAAAGAAUUGAAAUCAUUAUGCAACAAAAGGAAAUUGUUGAAGAAAAGGAGAAGUUCGAAAAGUUGCGACAUUCAGAAGAAGAAAGGUUGAAGAAAGAGGAAUCUGCUAUGCAAAAUUAUAUUUGUAGGGAGAUGGAAUCAAUCAGGCUGCAGAAAGAAUCAUUUGAUGCCACUAUGAAGUAUGAGAAGUCAGUUUUAUUGGAAGAAGCUCAGAAUGAGCAGAUUAAAGUGCUUCAAGAUUUUGAACUGCAGAAAAUGAAUCUUGAAACUGAUAUGCGGAAUAGGUUUGAUCAAAUGCUGAAAGAUCUGCAAGAAAGGAUUGUUGCAUUCGAGGAGGUGAAGGGGAGAGAACUUGCUAAUAUGAGAUGCUCAAAAGAAGAUGCUGAGAGGGAAAUGAAAGAAAUAAGAUGUGUGAGGCAUGCUGUAGAAAGUGACAAACAAGAAAUUGUAAUCAACAGGGAUAAGCUCAAAGAGCAGCAGCUAGAAAUGGGAAAGGACAUUUAUGAACUUGGUAUCCUUAGCAGCAGGCUCAAGGACCAGCGGGAACAGUUUAUCCAUGAAAGACAUAGCUUCCUUCAAUUUGUUGAGAAGCUCAAGUCUUGUAAGACCUGUGGAGAAGUAACGAGGGACUUUAUACUGUCUAACUUCCAGCUUCCUGAUGUGGAGGAUAGAGAAAUCCUUCCUCUUCCACUGCUAGGUGAUGAAAUCUUAAGGAAUCGAGAAGGUUUUGGUGGUUCUGGUGUUGCAAAUAUCAAGAAAUCUCCUGAAGCUGAUGGGCAAUAUCCAGCAUCUGCUGGGCGCAUGUCCUGGCUCCGUAAAUGCACUUCAAAGAUUUUUAGCAUUUCACCAACAAAGAGAAAUGAAAUUAAAGCUGAAGGAUGUGGUAUGAUUAUCACUGAGGAAGUCGGAGUGAAUAUUCAUGAAGAGGCAGGGGAGCCUUCUUUAAGGAUUCCAGGUGACUGUAUCCAUAACCAAUUGCUCCAAUCUAAUACAGCUAGAGAGUUGGAUGAAGGAUCUGGCGAUCAUAACUAUGUUGACUGUAAGGUGCAAGAAGUUCCUGAAGAUUCUCAGCAGUCAGAGCAGAAGAACGGUCACCGCAAACCUGGAAUAAAACCUAAAUCUGGACUGAAUUGGACACAGUCCAUGAAGGCUGUAGUUGAAGAUGCAAAACUAUUCCUUGGUGAAAGCCCGGAAGAACCUGAGCCUAGUAAGAGCGUGCAGCCACAUGAAAUCAGCCAUGUCAAUGAAGAAAGUGCUGGUGUUUCUAGUCAUUCUGAAAAGGGAGCAUGCAAUAAUGGAAGAAAAAGGCAACUCCUGCUAAAUUCCAAAGUUACUGACAAUGAGCUGGAUGCUGCAGAUAGUAAAGGACGUUCUGAUAGUGUCACAGCUGGUGGGCAAAGGAAGAGGCAACAAACAAUUGCUCUAGGCCUCCAAACCCUGGGAGAAAAACGAUACAAUCUCAGACGACGCAAGACUGCAGUCACAGCCACAGCAGCACAAGCCUCAUCUGAUGUUCUGAAGAGUAGGAAAGAGCCUGAUAGUGAUGGCGUGAAGGGAGGAUUUUUUUAUACUGGGAGCAGAAGAUCUAAUUUAGUGCAGGUCACGACAUUGAAAAAUGUGGAGAAUUUAGAAAGCAAGGUUGUUAGGUUCAAGACAAGUAUGGAUGACAAUGAGAAUACAGCAAAGUCAGUUGGGAGUGUUGAUUUGAGUGAAGAAGUAAAUGGUACAGCUGAAAAUGGUGAUGAAGAUCAGAGUGGGAGCACAAUCCAUGAGGAUGACUAUGAUGAUGAGAUGGAACAUCCUGAUGAAGUCUCAAUAGGAAAGAGAAUCUGGACAUUUUUUACCUCAUGAAGGCAUCCCCCUAUUUCUUUUCUUCUUCUGAGACUGCAGGUGGUUCACUCAUAUGCUAUGCAAUACAUGACACAACUAGGUGUGUAACUUGGAAGCUUCAGCUUCAGCUUCAAAGCUUUGCAUUAUAUCUUUAAGUUUUUGCGUAUCGGCUAUAUAGGAGUGUUUCCUGUCGACUCCCUAGGAAGGUGAUGUGCAAGUGGUUACAACAAUUUCUAGUUCAUUCUGUAUACUAGAUUCGUUAUCAUGUAUCCACUUGCAAUUAUUAGCUGCCACAUUUUUGCUUCAUAUUUUUCAUUCCUUGUUGCGAAAUUAUAUUUUGGUCGGCAUUUUUUUGUCUUUAAUGAAUAUAAAUCAGGCUUAGGAACAACCAAGGAAAACAUAACUCCUCCAAAAGAUUAUUUCAGAAUAGGCAAAUAGGGUUCGGAACCUGAGGCUGGGUUUCAAAUCGAAGGAGAGAAAUAGGCUUUGAGUGUGAAAAGGUAAAAAGAAGCGAGUUAAAUGAGACAGCGGAGGUGCCGCUGCUGUUGCUGGUUUUCCUGAAUCUGUGAAUCAUUGUAUUAAAAAAGGUGGCAUCACCAAAAAGAAAAGAAAAGGACUGGUCAGCGUGCAUUAGAUGUGCCUUCUCUUCCGCCAACAGAACAGAACAAAAAAAAAAAAAAUAGUGUAGGCUUUCUGCCUUCCUCUCCCUCUUCUUAAUAAGCACACGAAUUGUGGUUCAGAUCCCCAACCACAAAGCCUCAGAAGUCCCUUAAUUGCAUUUACAGUUGCAUUUUUGCUUCUCAUGUUUCUCGUUUUUGUUUAUUGGUUCUCCUCAAGCAUCCAACAGAUUCGCAGCCUCACGCGGCACCAUGAACUACAGAAUACAGAGCAAAGCAAUGCCAAUGUGAGCUUUGAUGGGUGCAUAUUGUUGUUCUCAUCUUCUAUCUUGAAUGUACCUUUGCAUAGUGGGGAGAGAGAGAGAGACAGCAGAUUUUCUAAAUUAGUCAAAGUGUGAAUAUGACAAGUCAGUCUAAGUUUUAAUUUACGAACAUAACAUGUCACUUUCAUGUAAGCAAAUGAAUUUGGUUCUUUCAAAUUUCAUUUCGGAAAUUGUCUCCAAUGAUAUGAACCAGUUUUAUUAUCAAAGAUCAUUUAAAUUGAAUGUAGGAUAUUUUUUUUAGAUUGGUUUAGUAUCCUAAUUCCUAACUAAACGAAGAUUGCUGAUUUGAUCUCAUCUAUCAAGGUAUCCGUUUUAGCACACUUGCUCAUUUUCUAAUAGUUAUAUUAGGUGAUGGCAAGGCAUUAUUAUUGCCUAAUUUCCCUUUCCAAUUUCCAGUUUGCCACUUCUUAAUUUCCACUAUAUUUGCAGUCUAGGCACAAUUUCUACCACAACUUAAUGCUCUUUUGUCCGUUUCUGAGUCUGAGCGGCAUUACUGUUUGAAAAAGCCACCAAUUAGCUCAAAACCAACAUAAAAGUAAAAUAGAGAUAUA